UGCGAUCUUCCGCCGUGCUCUUCCGCUGCCGGUAGAUUGAACGUACAACUGCUUAAAAAAAGCAGAACUACCAACGACGAUCAACAAGCAAGUAUUUAGCUUUUGUUGUGGCUCUGAACCACAACAGAUAGAACUGAAGACCCUCUGAGUCAACAGAAGAAUAUAUUGUGAUCAUUUAUUGGUGAGCCACAAUGGCUGUGAAUGUGUACGCAACGUCAGUGACCAGCGACAACUUAAGUCGACAUGAUAUGCUGGUGUGGAUCAACGAGUCUCUCCAGAUGAACCUCACAAAGAUAGAAAUGCUGUGCACAGGUGCCGUCUACUGCCAGUUUAUGGACAUGCUGUUUCCCGGCUCAAUCCCUCUGAAGAAAGUCAAAUUUGGUGCCAAGUUGGAGCAUGAAUACAUCCACAACUUCAAGCUUCUGCAAGUUGGUUUCAAAAAGAUGGGGGUUGACAAAAUUAUUCCAGUUGACAAACUGGUCAAGGGGAAGUUCCAGGACAACUUUGAGUUCGUUCAGUGGUUUAAGAAGUUCUUUGAUGCCAACUACGAUGGGAGGGAGUAUGACCCGGUGGCCAUGAGGCAAGGCCAGGAUGCCUUGACUAGUCCUCCCACAUCAGCCCUCAACAAACUCCCUAAGAAGACCCUCAAUCAAGCUACCCAGAAGCCCCCAGUUGCAAAAGUUGCACCGAAGUUGGCUCCAGCUGCGACAAAGAAACCAGGGAUGGGAGGUGGCGAUGAAGAGAGGGCGGAGCUCAUUAAUGAGAUAGAGAUUCUGAAAUCCACAAUUCAGGAUAUGGAGAAGGAAAGAGACUUUUAUUUUGGUAAGCUGAGGAACAUUGAGCUGAUUUGCCAGGAGAAAGAAGGAGAGGGCGACCCCACACUGCAGAGGAUUGUCGACAUUCUCUAUGCCACAGACGACGGUUUCGUAAUACCAGAUGCCGAAGAGCAGGAAGAGUUUUAAAUCAAGACUGCAAGCAGAUUCUCAUCCGAUGUCUUGGUAUCAACCCACCUCAGAGUCCUUUUUUUCAGGCCAAGGCGGUUUGGUUUCACACCCCGACACCAAGCCCGCUCUCUAUAAUCGACAAAGCCUUCAAAAGCCAACCCUAGCACUGCCCUGUAAUCCGGUCCUUCCCAAAACCAGAUCUCUGAGUGGAUUAGAUCUGGUAUCUGUUGUGGACUCCAGUGUAAAAAGCAUAAGUGAUGUCGUGGCUGUUCUUAUGUGCGUGUGUGUGUUUGAUAACCUGUUUGAUGCAAAUGAAGAACCUCGUCCUCCUAAUGACAGAGCUGGUUUACCAGCCCUUUGUUCCAAACAAACCCUGAAUGUUUUGUUUCUGUCACGGUGCUGCAGCCACUCUGUGCCUCUGCUGGUGACCAUGAAGAGAAGCACAACACCCGAUCAAAUACUGAGGGACAUACCGUCUUUUUUUCUAUAUGGUCUUGUUUUUAUCAUUCAUAAAUGUUCUGAAUUGGUAAUUAAAUCAGAUUAAUUAAAUAGGAGAGGUUUGUCAGACUAAUCUGAUUUGGUCCACAUGCAGACCAGGGAUGCAAAUAUAAAUGGUUUUGAUUUCCCUAAAACUUGCAUUGCUAAAACAACCACCAGAGGGCAGAAGUGAACGAGUAGUCCAGCAGUAUCUGAAGCAUCUGACAGUCAGAACAAGACAUUGAGGUUGGCAGAUAUGUAGGAUUAUCCUUUGACACAUUGUUCAGCACCUGAUAGAGCUUCACAUGGAUCCCUGGUCUGGUUUGUGUGAAGCUGGGUGGAUGUCAGGAGAGGCUGUCUGUUGCAUCAAUGCUUUAUCCUCUGUCUGCUAACCUCUGCAGUGGUUUGACUAACUGAUGCUCUGGUAGCUAGCUCUCUGUAGAACAAUCUUUUCAUCUUUAUUCUGGGACAUGGGAACGGUAUGGUCUUCUUUUGGCCUUUUACCACCUAUGAACAAUUAUUCUGUGUGAAGUGCUUCUGUCCAGUUAUUAUUGUCCCAUUUCUGUCUUUUCCCUCCAUGUCCUCAUCUUUAGGUUCUUCU
Messenger RNA from Cyprinodon variegatus (sheepshead minnow), 2022 nucleotides. RefSeq names its product microtubule associated protein RP/EB family member 1 (gene mapre1). NCBI's taxonomy places the organism in Eukaryota, Metazoa, Chordata, Actinopteri, Cyprinodontiformes, Cyprinodontidae. Bases 192 to 962 code for a protein of 256 amino acids. The transcript has 7 exons. Gene Ontology annotation, cellular component: spindle midzone; microtubule organizing center; microtubule plus-end. The record is from RefSeq and is a predicted model, not a curated record. Gene Ontology annotation, molecular function: microtubule plus-end binding. Gene Ontology annotation, biological process: spindle assembly; regulation of microtubule polymerization or depolymerization; protein localization to microtubule plus-end.